This is a messenger RNA of Quercus robur (English oak), 2835 nucleotides long. Its product is annotated as sister chromatid cohesion protein PDS5 homolog E-like. The coding region runs from base 850 to 2556 and encodes 568 amino acids. NCBI's taxonomy places the organism in Eukaryota, Viridiplantae, Streptophyta, Magnoliopsida, Fagales, Fagaceae. The record is from RefSeq and is a predicted model, not a curated record. The transcript has 3 exons.
GAAGGUCUAUUUGGUCCACUUGUUUAGCAAAUUUAGGAACUUGGUUUUGGUUAAUUUUGUGCCAGCAUUUCAAGUUUGGUUCUUUUUUUUUAAAGGCCCCAAGUAGCUCCAAAAUUAGGCUAUUUUUUCAUUUUGUUUUACUUUUGGGUGAUAUAUAAUGGUCUAUUUGGUCCACUUGUGUAGCAAAUUUAAGAACUUUUUCUGCUUAGUUUUGUGUCAGCAUUUCAAGUUUGGUUCUUUCUGGAAGGUCCACUUUGGCUUUUGGGGGUUUUCAUGUUUUCCCUUUUCAAAAUUUAGGCGUUAUUGGGUGAAUUUUGACGUUAUUGCAUGCCUCAAUUUGACUUUCUUCCUCAUAAUUUUUCAUAUCUGGGGUUUCUGGUGCCAGAUUAUAAUUUUGAAUGUGUUUUGGUAGUAUUCAAUUGAAUUACUUGACAAUUUCUUCAAGAGGCAUAAUUACUAGGGUAUCUGGGUUAGAAAUUGGCAAAUUCAUUAUUUACUUUCCAUUUUCUAGGUGUGGUGGAUGGACCAUGGAGAGCACUAUUUAAGGAGUCACUCUCAAGGAAAGAAAACCAUGGUUCAUCUGCAAGCUCAGUUCAGCAAUUGGGUUUCCCUGCAUAGAAUUCUCUAUUAUAAUUGGUAAAGUGUUUAGAAACAGUAGAGCUUGGCACAACUUUCUUCUUGGCAACAACGGGUCUUUUGGUUGAGCUUGUUUCUGACAGUCUGUAGCAGUAGCCCCAAGAAAAAAGCACAAAAGAGGAUUUAUAUUUAAUCCGGUGCUUCAUUGCUGGGGCUGCCUUGACAAUUCUUUGUAUUAGGAGGUUUGCUGUUUGUGCAAUCUGAUUUUUCGAUAUGGCUAGGAAAGGGAACAAUAAGAAAUCAGGACCUGUAGCUCGAAGAAAUACCAGAGGUAAGAGCAAAUCAGAUGAUGCUUCUGUAGAUAAUAUGACAAUAAGGGCUCUGAAGGACGAAGUAAUGAGAAAGGCUGCUGGUAGCAAGCCUAAGGUAGAGAAAUCUGCGGCCAAACAGGAUAGAAAAUCAAAUGAUGUUACUGUAGAUGAUGAUCUGAUAAUGGGGGCCUUGGAGAAUGAAGUAAGGGGGAAGGUCGCUGGUGAUAAGUCCAAGGGAGAGAAAUCUGUGGCCAAACAAAGCAGCAACUUGAAGGACUGUGAUGUACAUGAUAAUCUGAAGAUAGGGGCUGUGAAGAAUGAAGUAAUUGGACAGGUUUCUGGUGGUGAGUUAAAGGGAGAGAAGUCUGCAGCAAGAAAAAGUGAGGCAGGUGGGGUCAAACUUAUUGCGGAAAAAAUUGACACACAUACUAUCAUGAUGGAAGAGAGUAAACAGGACAUGGCUACUCCAGUGAAGCGAAAGAGGGGAGCAGAUGGGGAGAUAGCACAGGCAUUUUGGUCAUCCCCGGUGAUAAGUUUGUCUAGGCUUCGCCCAAGAAAGGAGGUGCCUGCUUUUCGGAUGGUAGAUUUGGUUGAUGAUGACAAUGAAAGGAUCGUUGGCAAAAGAGUUAAGGUUUAUUGGUCAGGGUCACGAAAAUGGUUCAUUGGAUGCAUCAAAGCUUUUGAUAAAAAGAACAGGCUGCAUAGGAUUCGGUAUGAAGAUGAUGAAGAUGAGAUUGUGGAUUUGAAGAAAGAGUUGUUUGAGCUUGAAAUUAAGCCUGCUGAUGGUUUCAAGUUGAAAACCAAACCCAGUUCUGGAAAGAAAGUCAAUGGCCUGGAUGGUAACAAGGGCAGUACUGAAACUUGGUGUGAAAAUGUUGAAAUGGUGGAUGCUCAGAAAGUGGAAAAGCAAUCAGAGCCAAAGGAUAGAAUGGCUCCCAUAGGUGUUAAGAAGAAAAGGUCCAAGUCACAGAGCAGGAGAAAAGGCAAAGAGGAGGACCUUGAUGCAAAUAAGGAAAUUGUUUCACAACAUGAUGAAACUAAGAACGAUAUAAUGCAUGGUGAUAUUGAUUUUGACAAAUCUGUGGAAAUUAAUAAUCAAGAGGGGGAUGAGGAGAUUGAUUCUCUUGCAAGGGAAGCAUGUGAAGAAGAAUGUGGAAUGUUGGCUGAAGCCCAAUGUAAGAAACCGGACUUCAAUGCCAAGAAGAAAGAAGAUGAUCAAGUGGAAAAGCAGACUGAGAUAGAAGAUAUAAUGGCCUCCAAAGAUGCUAUAACUAGUUUGAGUUUAAGCUCAAAUCCUCAAGGUGUGAAAAAUGAUAUGGACAAGCUGGCAGCAAAUGCAGAAGUCUCUGGUCUUCCUAAUAAAGUUGAAGAGAAAGUGACAGGGAAACAAAUCAAUGUUGAAGGGCCCAGGGAUGCUGAUACUGUGAAAAGUUGUGAUGGGACCAAAAUUCUUCUGGAAGCAGCAAGUGAAGGGGCCUGUGAGUCGUCUGAUGGUGCACUGCAUAUGUUUCCAAAAAAUCUUGGAGAGGAAGAUCCUGAAACUCUGAAGGUUAAACUGGAAGUAGGGAACAUUGAAAAAGGUAUAUGUGAGGAGGGAAACUUGACCGGCCAGAAGACUAAGGAUAACAAAGAAGCCGAACCAAACCUGUCAGAAGGGAGAAAGCCAUAGUUCAAACAUAGUGGGUAAUUAUCUGGUGUUUUGAGGUUGAAGCCAGCUUUUGACUGCAAAAAUGCUUUGUAUCCGAGCUUGAUUGGUGACUUCAAUCUUCAUGGAAAUUGAUGGCAAACAUGGGAAAAUGCUUUUCUUUUUUAUUUCUUUUUUUCUUAGUUUUUUCUUUCUUCUUUUGCCCCUUCUCUUUCUAAUCAGAGAAGUAGAAACUAUGUGAACCUUUUAUUCAGAGCAUGUCCUCUGAGUUAUCUAUAAGAACUUUAGCGCUUUUAUUAUUUA